AUGCAUCGAUUUUUUUCUGAGCUGGAGCCAUCUGUAACCGUCACCGAGCAAAACCUGGCAGAACGAGUUCGGUAUAUCUUGCGCUUCAAUACAUUUGAUGUCACCAAACUCGAACGGCUACGACGUGAGGCUGUUCUUUCAUCGGAUGACAAUGUUACGGCUGAGGAUGCGGCGCCACUACUUGCAGAGCAACCGGCAAACGUGGAUGCCGCCGUGAAUACCCCAGUUUUGGUUGAUUCAAACGGUGAUGGAACAGUCGCCCAGGAACUAUAA
Parnassius apollo (apollo) is the source of this 273-nucleotide messenger RNA. The record is from the annotation of a GenBank genome assembly. Lineage: Eukaryota; Metazoa; Arthropoda; Insecta; Lepidoptera; Papilionidae.